AUUCAACAUGAUGCCGCUUCUGGUACCCGUAUCUGUUUUGCCCGUGCCGUUGUUCAUGGGCAGCGGUUGCCAUUUCUCAAACCAGUGCCUCCAGCGCGCUGCUUACGCCCAUGCCGAGCGCCUGCUAGCCCACCGUCGCGGCUGCGAGCGCUACCGGGACGCGGUGGCCUUCACCGCUUGGAAGCUGCAGCGGCGCAUGAAGCGGGAUGUGGGGUACAAGAUGUGGGCGCUGUACAACGACUGUACGACACUCUACACGCUGUACUGGCGCGUGUGCUGCCUGCUGACCGCCAUAUCCCGCCUGGUCAACAUCAGCAGCAGCAGUGGCAGCAGCAGCGGGGCCAGCGAUGGCGGCGGUAGCCCCUGGGGGGGUGACUAGGGGGCCACCAACACUAUAUCUACUAGCAGCACCGCAACUACCGCACACCGCAACUACCGCGCAUCACAGAGGGUCAUGAUGACAAGCGUUCUAGGGGAUGCAUGCCAGGGGGAUGCCGGAUGAAAUGACGUACGCCCGUUAAAGCAGGCGCACCACACUACUACUACCACCACACUACUAGCAGCUGCGGGAGGACAUGGUAGGGCGGCGGAUGCAACCGAUUGCCCCUGGCGGGCAUGUGUGGAGCGCAUUGAUGAUGUUGCAAGGUUAAAGCUGUUUAGGUUGUUAGGAUGUUCGCCGCAUAGCCGCAUUGUUUAGCAGGGAGAAGAGAAGCAAGAGUCCUAUAGCUAAGAGAAGAGAACCAUUAUAGCGUAGGUAAAUGUUGGUGAGGAUGGCCGGAGCUACCUGCCGCGCUUACUCCUGUUGUACAUUGUUGUACGGUACGUUUUGGCAAUUGCACUGCGUUACACUCGAGCUAGGCCGUCUCGUGUGUUUGUGAGUUCCCCUUGUUAACCGUUUCUCGGUUUAUUGGGUGGGGUUGUACGGUGCCCCCCCGCCCCGACCAAAGGCUGGCUUUUGUUCUCCCGGAUUCCUGGCGACUGUACUGUCAUACCAAGAGGGGCAUGCGCUAGCAAUACCCGCAUCGUGUAUCCUUUUGGCUGUGUUUUCUUCCUCUGUGUUUCAGCUGUUUCUUUUUAUCCUGUCUGCGAACUGCUGGUUAGCAACGAUGCGGUGGCGGAACACCACCCGAACUGCUGUACCGUACGUAGGGUGGUGCAAGGUUUGGGUUUGCGGACCGCAUGCUGCUGCGGGGCAUUGCUAGGAAAGUGGAUGUCAAGGGGCUGAUGGCGCAGCAGCUGCUACAUUCUAACCUCAAGUGAUGCAUGUAAUACCGACCCC
This is a messenger RNA of Astrephomene gubernaculifera, 1279 nucleotides long. The record is from the annotation of a GenBank genome assembly. NCBI's taxonomy places the organism in Eukaryota, Viridiplantae, Chlorophyta, Chlorophyceae, Chlamydomonadales, Astrephomenaceae.